GUGCUUCGUUGAGAAGAGGGUCAGUCAUGAUACAGCCUCUGACGGCUGUCGAUCAAUGCUAACUGCUAUUGGUGAAGGAUUGUAUAUUCGAAGACUCAAUAUGAAAGGAGACGAACAAACAAAGAGCCUCGACGAGCUAGCUGCGUCGUAUGGAAGCACAGGCCGUAUACUGCUGCAUCAACUGCCUUCACUUUCCACCCGAAUAGGACUCUGCACAUGAUCCGUUCGCUUGAUUCUUCAAGUCUGCGUCAAAACCAUCUUCUGCUCUCCAACACGCCUCAACCUCUUCUUCCUUCCAUCCACAAACCUCUUUAAAUCCAUCAAAACCAAUCAAACAGCCAACAUGAACGAAUUCACCAUCUUUAUCAACAUGGUCAUCAACACCCUCUUCGAGGUCAUCAUCCCAUUCCUCGCCCAGCCUCUCAACGGCGAGAGAACCAACGAGAUGUCUACAUCUCUCUCUCAGAUCUUCGAUACCUCCCAGAAUCUCACCCAUAUGGGCAACAUCGUCCUCGCGUUCGUGGUCACCGCCCUGGCCACCCUCAUCCGCCCUCCCUUCAGGGCCCACGCACGCAUCUACAGACCCGCCGUCCUCCUGGUCCUCUGUAGAUUCUACUACGAGGCCGAACUCGGCUUGCUCGACCACCUCGUCAAGCCCAACCACGCUGUCAAGAACUAAAUCUUCCACUUCAUCUGUUUCGUAAACAAUGUAGUCCCAAGAUCUCUGAAGCGCUCACAUACGCGCCUGUGUGACUCAACCACCAGCCACUAUACAACAAUCACUUGUCAUCUCACGCCAGGAAAGAAGGGACG
This is a messenger RNA of Aureobasidium pullulans EXF-150, 813 nucleotides long. RefSeq lists its product as uncharacterized. The record is from RefSeq and is a predicted model, not a curated record. Bases 344 to 679 code for a protein of 111 amino acids. The transcript has 2 exons. NCBI's taxonomy places the organism in Eukaryota, Fungi, Ascomycota, Dothideomycetes, Dothideales, Saccotheciaceae.